CCGCACUCUGAGCCGGCGGAUGCGUCACGUGACUCACAUAGACAUGGCUGACUCCUGAGUCUUCUGCACAUAGAACAGCACAGGUUUUUUCCGUUGACAAGAUGCUACAUCGCCGUGGAGAACACGAAGGCACGGUCAGUCCUUACAUCCCGCUGGGUGUCCUCUACCUGGUCCAAGGUUUCCCCUACGGCCUCCAGUCUGGUCUCCUUCCUGUUCUUCUCCGCACUCAGGGCCUCUCCCUGUCUCACAUUGGCCUAACAAGGGUCUUGUACCUGCCGUGGCUGCUGAAGGUGCUGUGGUCUCCAUUGGUGGAUGGUCUAUGGAGCCGUGAGACUUGGCUCUUGCUGAGUACCGGAGGUCUAUGUUUCUGCUGCCUUCUCUGCUCCCUGCUCCCACCUGGAUCUGCCUUUCAGUGCCUAGCCUGGCUUCUCCUGCUCAUGCACGUCCUUGCCUCAGUGCAGGACGUGGCGUUAGAUGCUGUGUCCGUGGCGGUGCUGACCCAGGAUCAGGUGGGACUUGGUAAUUCUCUCCAAGUUGUGGCAUACAAGCUGGGAUCAGUGCUGGCAGGAGGUGGCGCUCUCACCUUGCUGGAUGCUCUGGGCUGGAGAAUGGUCUUCUUGUUUCUUGCGAUGGGAUACUUGAUGGCCAUGCUGUGUGUUUCCUGGGCAAGAGCCUUUAAAGGAGAAGUGUUAGGACAUCGAGGGAACACGAAGGACUCCCUGGGCAGACCGAGUCACAGAGAUGUUGUGUGGAAAGUUCUACAAGUCCCAGGGACAACUUGGACCAUUGUGUAUGUGCUAAUCUACAAACUGGGUGAGCAGGGGUCUCUCAGUAUGGUUCCUCUGUUGCUGCUUGAUCAGGGGGUCUCCCCAUCUGAGCUGGGAUUCUGGAACGGGAUCCUUUCCUUGACUGUCUCCAUUGCUGGAUCUGCUUUUGGAGGCGUGCUACUAGGGAAGGGCCGGUCAAUUCAGCCAUUUCUGAGGGCUCUGCUCAGUUUCCGGGUUUCUGGCCUCGUGUUUCAGACCUUACUGCUGUCUGUACUAGGCAGAGAUACAAGUAUUGUGAAAGUGUGCCUACUCCUCUCCCUGGUGCUGCAGAAUUUCCUGGCGGGUAUUAUUACCACUGUGACCUUUACUCUCAUGAUGCACUGCACUCGCCAAGCUGAGCAGGGAAUACAGGCCACCCACUACAGUCUCCUUUCUUCUCUGGAGGUUCUGGGGAAAGUAUGUUUUGCUGCUGUUUCGGGGAUCCUGGUGGACUCUUUAGGUGUCUCCCCGACCUUCUGCUUGUUUAUUUUUCUGUCCUUCCUGCCACUCCUUCACCUACAGAGACUCUCACCUACCUUCAGCUGAGAGACGCAGGACAAUGACUGAUGGAACCACCCAUCUCCAGCUGGGAAACGCAUGACAAUGACUGAUGGAACCACCCGCCUCCAGCUGAGAACCGCAGGAUAAUGUCUGAUGGAUCCACCUACCUUCAGCUGAGAACCGCAGGACAAUGUCUGAUGGAUCCACCCACCUUCAGCUGAGAGAUGCAGGACAAUGUCUGAUGGAUCCACCCACCUUCAGCUGAGAGACGCAGGACAAUGUCUGAUGGAUCCAUCCACCUCCAGCUGAGAGACGCAGGACAAUGUCUGAUGGAUACACCUACCUUCAGCUGAGAGAUGCAGGACAAUGUCUAAUGGAUCCACCUACCUUCAGCUGAGAGACGCAGGACAAUGUCUGAUAGAACCACCCGCCUCCAGCUGAGAGACGCAGGACAAUGUCUAAUGGAUCUACCUACCUUCAGCUGAGAGACGCAGGACAAUGUCUAAUGGAUCUACCUACCUUCAGCUGAGAGACGCAAGACAAUGUCUGAUGGAUCCAUCCACUUCCAGCUGAGAGACACAGGACAAUGACUAUUGGAUCCAUCCACUUCCAGCUGAGAGAUGCAGGACAAUGUCUGAUGGAUCCACCCACCUUCAGCUGAGAGACGCAGGACAAUGACUAUUGGAUCCAUCCACUUCCAGCUGAGAGAUGCAGGACAAUGUCUGAUGGAUACACCUACCUUCAGCUGAGAGACGCAAGACAAUGUCUGAUGGAUCCAUCCACUUCCAGCUGAGAGACACAGGACAAUGACUAUUGGAUCCAUCCACUUCCAGCUGAGAGAUGCAGGACAAUGUCUGAUGGAUCCAUCCACCUCCAGCUGAGAGACGCAGGACAAUGUCUGAUGGAUACACCUACCUUCAGCUGAGAGACGCAGGACAAUGUCUAAUGGAUCCACCUACCUUCAGCUGAGAGACGCAUGACAAUGUCUGAUAGAACCACCCGCCUCCAGCUGAGAGACGCAGGACAAUGUCUAAUGGAUCCACCUACCUUCAGCUGAGAGAUGCAGGACAAUGUCUGAUGGAUCCACCUACCUUCAGCUGAGAGACGCAAGACAAUGUCUGAUGGAUCCAUCCACUUCCAGCUGAGAGACACAGGACAAUGACUAUUGGAUCCAUCCACUUCCAGCUGAGAGACGCAGGACAAUGUCUGAUGGAUCCACCCAACUUCAGCUGAGAAACGCAGGACAAUGUCUGAUGGAUCCACCUACCUUCAGCUGAGAGACGCAGGACAAUGUCUGAUGGAUCCACCUACCUUCAGCUGAGAGAUCCAGGACAAUGUCUGAUGGAUCCAUCCACCUUCAGUUGAGAGAUCCAGGACAAUGUCUGAUGGAUCCAUCCACCUCCAGCUGAGAGAUCCAGGACAAUGUCUGAUGGAUCCAUCCACCUCCAGCUGAGAGACACAGGACAGUGUCUGAUGGAUCCACCCAACUUCAGCUGAGAAAUGCAGGACAAUGUCUGAUGGAUCCACCUACCUUCAGCUGAGAGACACAGGACAAUGUCUGAUGGAUCCACCCAACUUCAGCUGAGAAACGCAGGACAAUGUCUGAUGGAUCCAUCCACCUCCAGCUGAGAGACACAGGACAAUGUCUGAUGGAUCCACCCAACUUCAGCUGAGAAAUGCAGGACAAUGUCUGAUGGAUACACCUACCUUCAGCUGAGAGACACAGGACAAUGUCUGAUGGAUCCACCCAACUUCAGCUGAGAAACGCAGGACAAUGUCUGAUGGAUACACCUACCUUCAGCUGAAAGACGCAGGACAAUGUCUGAUGGAUCCAUCCACCUUCAGUUGAGAGAUCCAGGACAUUAACUGGAAAUCUUACAUUGACAAACCUUUUAUAAUGAACAUUUGUAUUUGGACUCUUCAGUCAUACCGAUUCCUCUCUAAUACUCUGUGUAGGAGUAAAAAUAAUUUUUCUUUGAAAA
This is a messenger RNA of Pseudophryne corroboree (corroboree frog), 3289 nucleotides long. It is a transcript of the gene SLC33A2, whose product is annotated as major facilitator superfamily domain containing 3. Gene Ontology annotation, cellular component: membrane. NCBI's taxonomy places the organism in Eukaryota, Metazoa, Chordata, Amphibia, Anura, Myobatrachidae. The record is from RefSeq and is a predicted model, not a curated record. Bases 102 to 1352 code for a protein of 416 amino acids. Gene Ontology annotation, biological process: transmembrane transport. Gene Ontology annotation, molecular function: transmembrane transporter activity. The transcript has 6 exons.